Molecule: messenger RNA, 929 nt
Organism: Telopea speciosissima
Lineage: Eukaryota; Viridiplantae; Streptophyta; Magnoliopsida; Proteales; Proteaceae
Product: fasciclin-like arabinogalactan protein 14
Exons: 1
Coding region: 24-929 (301 amino acids)
Cellular component (GO): plasma membrane
Source: RefSeq, a predicted model, not a curated record
CUCAUCCCAUUAUCAAAGCAAAGAUGAAUCCCAGAAUCUCUUCCUCCUUCAUCUGUUGUCUCUCUUUUUUCCUUCUCUUCUUUACCUCUGCAACUGCCUUCAACAUCACCAAGAUCCUUGGUGCGAACUCUGAUUUCAGCAACUUAAACGAUCUCCUAACACAAACACAACUCGCUUCCCAAAUCAAUAGCCGUCAAACCAUCACCCUUCUUGCCCUUGAUAACGGCGCAAUUGGUUCACUUUCCGGCAAAUCAAACGAUGAGGUGAAGAACAUUCUAGAACUUCAUGUGGUUCUUGAUUACUAUGAUCAAAAGAAGCUUGAGAAGAUCUCAAACAAGACAGCCCUUCUCACUACUUUAUUCCAAACAAGCGGCUUAGCCAAUAGCCAGCUUGGGUUCUUGAAUGUUACUGUCACAAGCGAUGGCAUUGCCUUUGGUUCCGCCGUUAAAGGUUCACCCAUUGAUUCCAAACUUGUCAAAUCCGUUGCAUCUCAACCGUACAAUAUAUCAGUGUUGCAGAUCAGUGCUCCUAUACUUCCUCAAGGUAUUGAUGGUGUAAAAGCUAACUCAAGCUCUAACCAUACCGUAUCAUCUCCUCCACCUUCUGAUUCCCCGGCUGGUGCACCAAAGAAAUCUCCAACAAAAGCUCCUACUGGAAGUCCAUCAAAGGCCCCAUCACCCAAAUCAGCAAAGGCACCUGCACCGUCCGAUGCUCCAGUUAGCGAUGCUCCAGCUAGUGAUGCUCCGAAAGCCAGCGAUACACCGACGAGCUCUCCUCCAUCACCGGCUGAAGCUGAUGCACCCGCUGGAGACAGUAGUGCUGAUGCACCUGGGCCAUCGAAAGAUAGCUCUUCAAGUGCAACAAGAGUGAGUGUUGGCAUGUUUAUUUCUGCGGUCACUUUGGGUAUGGCCUCCUGGUUUGCUUUCUAA